This is a messenger RNA of Nematolebias whitei (Rio pearlfish), 4300 nucleotides long. It is a transcript of the gene ehmt1b, whose product is annotated as euchromatic histone-lysine N-methyltransferase 1b. NCBI's taxonomy places the organism in Eukaryota, Metazoa, Chordata, Actinopteri, Cyprinodontiformes, Rivulidae. Bases 34 to 3837 code for a protein of 1267 amino acids. The transcript is spliced from 26 exons. Gene Ontology annotation, molecular function: p53 binding; zinc ion binding; histone methyltransferase activity. Gene Ontology annotation, cellular component: nucleus. The record is from RefSeq and is a predicted model, not a curated record.
GGGCGGAGUGGGCGGAGCUUACGUCCAGGCACCAUGGCUUCGGUAGAAACCGAGCCCGCUGGUCUAGCCGUGGAUAAUGUUGCAUCCUUCAAAAAGGAGGAACUCGAUCCUCCAAUCGGUGAAGAGGAGCAGACAGACGGAGACAGAAUGGUAGCGGCAAAGCUGGCCUCUCCAGUUGCAGCAGAGGCGAUGCUCAACGGCACCGACUGCGACGACACGACGCACAAGAACCUGCUGACGAGCAACAAUAAGACUGUUCCGUUGCUGAAUGAAAAUGGCACAUCAGACACGGAGCCCCCGCACGCUUCUGUUACCGGAAGCAACGGAUUAAUUCUCACUAAGCAGCCGCAGGAAGCUGCGGGUUCGGGAGUUUCCCCUCACAGGACUAACGGGUCGCCUUCGGGCUCGCCGGCCGGGGAUCAAACAGCCAAACCCCUCCUCGACGCCUCGGCAUCAGCAGGGGGUGCGCCGAGUCCAGGUGCUUUAAGGACUGCCCCUAGUACUGGGACUUUGUUGGGACAGGGGACAUCGGAGACUAAAAAUAGCCCCGCUUCAUCUCCUGUCUCGACUUCAGCGCCCGUUACCGUGCACAGAGCCCGAAAGACCAUGUCCAGACCUGCGGUCAGCCCGGCUCAGAAGCUCCUGAACAGAGAAUUAAGACAAGCAAAGAGUGCCAAACUGGAGUCUCAGCUCGUGCCGGACGUUCAGAGUUCCUCGCAGCCGCCAUCCGUUCUGAACCAUCUACCUCUGAGCCCACCAGACAGGCCCGCUUCAGCGCAAGCGGCUUCACCAGCAGCUCCUUCAGCUUCACCAGCUCCUGCCAAGCUCCAUUUAGGACCGUACGCCGGUGGGUUUUCAUCUCGGAAGAAGAGGAGGAGGAUGGGAAUGUACAGCCUGGUGCCCAAGAAGAAAACCAAAGUUCUUAAGCAAAGAACCAUGCUGGAGAUGUUUAAGCAGCUACAACAGUCUGCGAAGAUCCCACAGGUGAAAGAGGUGGCAAAUGUAAACGGGGAGAAGGUUGGAAACAGAUCUGAGGAGGAAGAGUCGGAAGAGGCGGAGUCUGAGGACGAAGAGCGGCGGCGGCAGCAGCGAGCUGGAGAACCUGCUGCUGCCGUCCAGGAAACAUCUGGAUCCAUGAAUCAGGAUGAUCAGGAGUCUGACGAGUCUGACGAAGAGGAGGGCGCAGAGUCCGACUUGAGCACCGAGUCCGCUCUGAAGAAGCUGAAAAAGAAGGCGAAAGCCGACAGCGCUUGGCUCCGCCCCUCCAGGAAACGGAAAAGGAGGAUGAUCAGCAAAGAACCGGAGACGGAAGUUCAGCCUCAGACUUCAGCUCACUCGGACAAACAGGAUCUCCCGUUCGAGUCGCCCAGUCUCGGCAAGACGUCUCCCAGUGACGAGACUUCAGUGUCAGCCAUCGAGGAGUCUCAGGAGCUCCCGCUCUGCAGCUGCCGCAUGGAGACGCCGAAAAGCCGAGAGAUCCUCAUCCUGGCAGACAGGAAGUGCAUGGCCACAGAGAGCGUCGACGGGCAGCUAACUCGCUGCCAAAGCGCCGUCUUGAAGCACGAGAUGAUGCGUCCCUCCAACUCCGUUCAGCUGCUGGUUCUGUGUGAGGACCACCGCAGCGGCAUGGUGAAGCACCAGUGCUGUCCCGGCUGUGGCUUCUUCUGCAGAGCGGGAACCUUCAUGGAGUGCCAACCAGACAUCUGCAUCUCGCACCGUUUCCACUGGGCCUGCGCCUCGGUGCUGAAAGGUCAGAGUUUCUGUCCUCACUGUGGAGAAGAGGCCAGCAAAGCCAAGGAGGUCACCAUCGCCAAGGCUGACACCACCUCCACAGUUCCUGAGGCCCUCGCACAUGGUCCGGCCACGCCGGGGGCCUCCGAGGGCCGGGCGGACACGACCACCGGAAGCUCUUCUUAUUUGGCUCCAGUGGCUGAAGUCAGCGGCAGGGCCGACAGUUCGCUCUCCGUACGUUCGUCCUCCUCUCAUGAGCUCGACAUCUCGGCUGUUCCCGGGUCGUCCAGGACCACCUCUCUGCAGGCCGGGACGGGAACCACAAGCCCUCCUGCGCUCCUGUCGGGAGCACCGAGGGAAACUCUGGAGAGCAUCCUGGCUGCUCUGGACAUGGAGAAACCUAAGAAACUUCGCUUUCACCCGAAGCAACUUUAUCUCUCGGCCAAACAAGGAGAGCUGAAGAGGGUGGUGCACAUGCUGGUGGACGGUAUCGACCCGAACUUUAAGAUGGACUCUCAGAACAAGCGAACGCCGCUGCACGCCGCGGCCGAGGGAGGAUUCACCGACAUCUGCCACAUGCUCGUUCAGGCCGGAGCCAACUUGGACACGUGCGACGACGACCAGCGGACUCCUCUGAUGGAGGCCAGCGAGAACGACCACAUGGAGGUGGUCCUGUAUCUGCUCCGAGCCGGGGCCAGCGCCACGCACAAGGACGCUGAAGGGUUCACGUGUCUCCACCUAGCAGCCAAGUCUGGUCAUUACCACAUCGUUGAGCAUCUUCUGUUGACGGGAUUCAUCAACAUCAACUGUCAGGAUGACGGCGGUUGGACGGCCAUGAUCUGGGCCACGGAGUACAAACACGCGGACCAAGUGAAGCUGCUGCUCUCCAAAGGAGCCGACCUCAGCAUCAGGGAUAAGGAAGAAAACAUUUGCCUCCACUGGGCAGCGUUUUCCGGCAGCGUGGAGAUCGCCGAGCUGCUGCUGAACGCCCACAGCGACCUGCAGGCCGUCAACGUCCACGGAGACUCUCCGCUGCACAUCGCCGCUCGGGAAAAUCGCCUGGAUUGUGUCAAACUCCUCCUGUCUCGAGGAGCCGACGUGUUUUUGAGGAACCGCGAGGGGGAGACUCCUCCCGACUGCUGCAGCCACAACUCGAAGGCGUGGGCCGCCCUGCAGGCCAACAGGAAGGAGAGGGACGCCAAGAGCGACCGGCUCAGCCAGGCAGAAGAGAAACUCCUUCACAGCGACGUGUCUUUAGGUCAGGAGCGAGUUCCCUUUCCUUGUGUGAACUCUGUCGACAGCGAACCUGUCCCAGACGACUACAAGUACAUCUCAGAAAACUGUGUCACCUCCCCCAUGAACAUCGACCGCAAUAUAACACACUUACAGUACUGCGUCUGUAAAGAGGACUGUUCUGCCAGUAACUGCAUGUGUGGACAGCUCAGCCUGCGCUGCUGGUACGACAAGAGCGGCUGCCUCCUGCCAGAGUUCUGCCGCGAGGAGCCUCCUCUCAUCUUCGAGUGCAACCACGCCUGCUCCUGCUGGAGAACCUGCAGGAACCGAGUGGUGCAGAACGGACUCAGGACCAGACUCCAGCUCUUCAGGACCAGUAAAAAAGGCUGGGGGGUCCGUGCUCUGCAGGACAUCCCACAGGGGACGUUCGUCUGCGAGUACGUGGGUGAAAUCAUCACCGAAGCCGAGGCGGAGCUGAGACAAAACGACGCGUACCUGUUCAGCCUGGACGACAAGCCUGAAGAUCUCUACUGCAUCGAUGCCCGUUUCUAUGGAAACGCCAGCCGCUUCCUGAACCACAUGUGCGAGCCGAACCUGUUCGCUUGUCGAGUCUUCACGACACACCAGGACCUUCGAUUCCCACACAUCGCUUUCUUUGCCAGUGAAAACAUCAAGGCUGGGGAAGAGCUCGGGUUUAACUACGGCGACCACUUCUGGGAAGUCAAAAGCAAGCAGUUCAGCUGUGAGUGCGGCUCCUCCAAGUGCAAGUACUCGUCGGUCGCCAUGGCGUCCCUGCAGGCCGACAGCACGCCGGAGGAGCAGCAGCAGCCCAGCGCCUUGCCGGACACCAGCUCUUCCACCAGUCCGUCGUAAUAACGAGCCCCGCCCCCACUCUGGACCUUCGAUCUGCGGCACUCGUACUGUAACUCCACUUCCCGUCGUUACGGAGGACCAUUCAUCAGAAGCCCUGGUCCAGACGCACAAUCAGAUCCCGGAAGAACUCCGUUAAUCCGUCACACGAACAAAAGGACGAGGGCACAGACCGCAGGACGAUGAAACCCGUCUGACGUUGCAUCCGUACCUUCACCGGGAAGGACAGCUGUGUAAAUGUCGUCUUUUUUUUGUUUGUUUUGAAGAUAACUUGAUGGACAUUGUUGUGAUGAGUUAACUUUCUGCGAGGACAACCUGAGCACACAGCUGGGGGUUCGUCCUCUGACCCCCGCGGUCAUUUUUCACCAACCAUUCCAGCAAACGGAGCUGAUUAAUUCAGAAUUUGUUGCCACGUUUUCGUGUCCUUUUGUCUUUCUCGUCGUGUCUCACGUUUGCCACCACAGCC